This is a messenger RNA of Oryza sativa Japonica Group (Japanese rice), 2098 nucleotides long. RefSeq names its product serine carboxypeptidase-like 35. Gene Ontology annotation, molecular function: serine-type carboxypeptidase activity. Lineage: Eukaryota; Viridiplantae; Streptophyta; Magnoliopsida; Poales; Poaceae. Gene Ontology annotation, biological process: proteolysis. The record is from RefSeq and is a predicted model, not a curated record. Gene Ontology annotation, cellular component: vacuole.
GUUACUCCCAUUAAACCAUCCCACCAAAAACUCCGUUCUUUUAACCUCCCCCACUAUUCCACUAACCCAGAUAUCGCUGCCUCCCCUAACCUUCCAGUUACUUUUACUGCUAACUGCUAACCCUUUCUUCUUCUACACAUCUACUGCUCUUUGCCCUCCUCUCCGUUUCUGCCCUGUUUUUAAAACCACCAACCCUUCCCUCUCUUCUCUUCUUCGAGAGCCCAAGAGCCGAAGCCGAAAAACCCAGAGGUCAGAGCAGUAGAGCACCGACACGGUUAGCGAGCAUGUCCAUGGCAUUACUCUCGCUGUCGCUGGCCGUGGCGUUCCUGGCCGCAGCGUCGGCUGCAGGCGCCACCGGCGCGUCCCGGAGCAUGAGGCGGCCGGAGGAAGACCUCGUGGCGGGGUUGCCCGGGCAGCCGGAUGUCCGGUUCAGGCACUACGCCGGCUACGUCGGCGUCGGCAACGGCAAGGCGCUCUUCUACUGGUUCUUCGAGGCCGAGAAGGAGCCGGAGAAGAAACCGCUCUUGCUGUGGCUCAACGGAGGUCCCGGAUGCUCAUCCGUCGCCUAUGGCGCCGCCCAGGAGCUGGGCCCGUUUCUGGUCAGGAGCUACGGCGAAAAUCUCACUCUCAAUGCCUACUCAUGGAACAAAGCUGUGAAUCUGCUGUUCCUUGAAGCGCCCGUCGGCGUGGGGUUCUCCUACACGAACCGGACAUCUGAUCUCCGACGCCUCGGCGAUCGUGUGACGGCGCAGGACUCGUACAGCUUCCUCCUAAACUGGCUGAACAAGUUCCCAGAGUUCAAGAAUCGGGACUUCUAUAUUGCCGGAGAGAGCUAUGCUGGGCACUAUGUCCCACAGCUCGCAGAGCUAAUCUACGACGGGAACAAAGGAGCCAGCAGAGACAGAGUCAUCAACAUCAAAGGUUUCAUGAUCGGCAACGCGGUGCUGAACGACGCGACGGACCAGAUGGGCAUGGUGGAGUACGCGUGGAGCCACGCCAUCAUCUCCGACGAGCUCUACUCCGCGGUGCGCCGGGAGUGCGACUCGUUCAAGGAGGAGGAGGACGGCGGCAAGCCAAGCAAGGGCUGCUCCCCGGCCGUCCGCGCCUUCCUCAGGGCCUACGACGACAUCGACAUCUACAGCAUCUACACCCCGACGUGCCUCUCCUCCUCCUCCUCCUCCCCCGCGUCCGCAUCGCCGCGCCGCUCGUCUCCCGGGCUCGUCGCCGCGCCCCGCCUCUUCUCCAAGCACGUAAAAGAGGCGUGGCGCAGGAUGCAGCGCGUGCCGGCGGGGUACGACCCGUGCACGGAGGAGUACGUGAAGGGGUAUUUCAACCGCGAGGACGUGCAGCGCGCGCUGCACGCGAACAGGACGGGCCUGAGCUACCCGUACUCCCCCUGCAGUGAGGCCAUAAGUAAAUGGAACGACUCGCCGUCGACCGUGCUCCCCAUCCUGAAGAAGCUCAUGGGCGCCGGGCUGCGCAUCUGGGUUUACAGCGGUGACACGGACGGGAGGGUGCCGGUGACGUCGACGCGGUACAGCCUGAACACGAUGAAGCUGCGGCCGCGGCUGAUGCGGAAGACCGCCGGCGAUGGCGCCGGCGAAGAGUCGGAGUGGGGCGGGUGGCGCGCGUGGUACGACAGGCAGCAGGUGGGCGGGUGGGCGGUGGAGUACGAGGAAGGCCUGACGCUGGUGACGGUGCGCGGCGCCGGGCACCAGGUGCCGCUCUUCGCGCCCCGGCGGUCGCUCGCCAUGCUCUACCACUUCCUCCGCGGCAGCUCGCUGCCCGCUUCGCGCUCCCGCUGAUGAGCACUGCUGCCCAAGUGCAGCCAUAGCUUUGCUAACUUUGCUCGAUUGGAUAGGGAAGGCAAUGGUUUUAAGUGUGUAGCAUUCCGUGAACAAUUGGGAAUUGUUGUUCUCGGCUGGUACAAGCACCCUCUGUAACCCGCAUGCUACUACGGUUAUCAUACGCAGCAGUUGGAACCUUUACGUUCCGGUGUCACGGAAAUUGUAAGUUGGAGCAAGUUUGAAGCUGCAACUGCAAGCUUCUGCAGUCCAUAGGGCACAAGAAGAACAAAGCCUGGUGGUGUCCUUGAGAA